Molecule: messenger RNA, 606 nt
Organism: Tribolium castaneum (red flour beetle)
Lineage: Eukaryota; Metazoa; Arthropoda; Insecta; Coleoptera; Tenebrionidae
Exons: 4
Coding region: 1-483 (160 amino acids)
Source: RefSeq, a predicted model, not a curated record
AUGGCUCCUGAAAUUUCCAACUGUUGUGGCUUUAGCUUAAAACAUGGGACCAUCAUUAUUGGCGUCGUGCAAAGUAUUAUUUCCUUCAUGUUCUUGGUUUUAUCAGCCGCCUACGCUGAACAUCCACACGAACUGUUGGAAAUGUCUGAUCCCGGAAUCGUGCCGGAAAUAAGCGUUUUGCGCUGUCUUUUGAUCAUCAUUGCUGUUGCGAGCGCAGUUCAGUGCAUUCUCUCGAUUUCAAUCAUUUUCGCAGCUGAGACAAAUCGGCCAGUUUUGUUGGUUCCUUGGCUGAUAUUUAAUCCGGUGGCAGUAGUCGUGUACAUAAUUUCCAUUCUGGUGGCUAUUAUUCAUCAUUCGGGAGAUAACGCGACCUUUUUUAUUAUUGGCCACUUAAUUAUCGGAGCCAUUGUUUCGCUGAUUGCUCUUUACAACAUUAUUGCAGUGCACAGUUUCUACAAACACCUCAAGAGUUUGAACUUUUAAACAUUCUAUAUUAACCACAGUAUUAUCUUGACACUAGUUUUAGAUUUUAUUCGACAAAUUACUUUAAAAUAAGCAAGUUAUUGUUUCACUAAAGUAGUUGUAAUAAAGACAUUUAUUUAGUUA